AUGAACCCCUACCAUCCCAACUACCACCUCUCCCUCCCCUAUGCUUCCAACUAUCCCCAAGAACCUGGUUCUCAGGUCCCCACGAGCUCAGGCUCCUUCACCGGCGAAAUGACCACGCCCACGAACAUCGACCUCUUCUACCCGAACCCUUCAAACCACUCUCAGAUUGAAGCUCCCCGUCCACAACGUCCUCUCUCUGGUAGAAGGGCCAUGGCCGCGGACACGCUUCGGGCGAGGACCGUCGCUUCUGGGGCGGUCAACAACCCGUUGAGUCCCCUUUGUCUGUUCAAACGUACAUCGGCCUUACCACUCCCACAUUCUAGCCAGCCUGCUUUCGCCGGGGCAGGUUACCGCGCCCCCAUACGCCCCGCCACCCAGCCCGGCCUCCCCUCGGAUUACUACGAUCACACCUGGCUGGUGCAUCCCGCUAUACAACAGGGCUUCCCAGACAUCUACCCCUUAACCACCUUUCCUCCAGUCCUCCCCACGUUUGGUGCGGCCCCCCUGCAUCAAGGGCACCCACCAGCGUCGUUGAGCCACACAGUCACGGGUGCCUCGCAGCCCGUCCAGUCUUAUCCGUACGUCCAACACAUGCAUCGCGCCUCUCCCCAGUACGACCACCUCAACCACCCGCACCCCGCUCUACAACAUGGCGUCCACGCCCUAUACCCCGCCACUGCCUUCCCGCCCGUUGCGUCCACUCCGCGGGUGGUCCCGUCCUCGUCCCAAUUCUUCCCGCCGCUGUCGUUGGGCCACACUGUCACGGGGAACACGCGGUUCUUCCCUUCUCAUGAGUAUGGCCUUCCCAUACCUCACGCCGCUCCUCCUCCUCCGCUUCAAGGCGCGACCACGUCGACGGACCCGACGGAGCAAGGGCCGCCACCCCGGCGGGCGAGGAAGACGCGGAAGCGCCGCGCUACCUCUGAGGCCGACGAGACGCCGUCCAAGAAGACCAAGAGGGGUGCCUCGAAGGGCGCUUCCGCUUCAACAUCCUCGAAGAAGAAGAAAGCGUACGUCGGCUUCAAGGACGCCACGGGAGACUUCGACGACGACGACAAGUACGAAGACGAUAAGUUAAUGAACACGCCCAUCUGGUGUCGGUGGCUUCUUCGCUCCAACCAACGGUGCGGCGCGCUGCACACCACGGCCACGAUCCUCGACCAUACCCUGGAACACGCUCCCAAGGCCGGCGAGAUCCUCUGCAAAUGGGAAGGGUGCGACAGCAGGUGCUACGGAGACCCCGCGCACCGACACUGGAUGGCCAGGCGCCCCACGCGCGAGCCGCUGUCCGAUCUGACGAGUCUCAGGCGUCACCUCAAGCAAGCCCACUUCAACCUCGCCCUCAGGCAGUGCCACUUUUGCGGCAAGACACAACGGUACGACGCGUACGCGCGCGACCACGGCGCGGCCAAGUACUGCGACAAGAACCCCAACCGGGUCCCCAGGCCGGGGAAGGCCGCUCCUCGGGUGUCGUCGCAGGUGGAAUCGUCUCUCUCUCCGGCGUCUUCGUCUUCCACCAGCUCGACUCCCGAGUUCGUCGAGGGCUCCAGCGGCGGGUCGUCCGCUCCGUCCCCGACCGAAGAGGUCAUUGACCACUACCCCUCCAUGGGCUACGCCGCAUCUGAGCUGCCGGUAGCGUCCUCUUCGGACUCCUUCGGAGCCUCGGGGGACACGGGCAGUACAUACCUGUUCGACUAUUCCCUCCCGUACGCCCCCCAGCCGUCCGGUCCCGCCUCCCUCUCCACCACGCCGACGGUCGCCCCCAGCCCGCCCCCCAGCGUCCCAAACACGCAUCCCGUCGCCUCUCUCCCCGCUCUCUCAGCAGAGCUCUUCGCUGCCGGGCCGGAUGACGUGCAGUCCGCCUCCCCGGGCUCCGACGGCGCGACGUGCACCCCGGACUCCGAGUCGGUCCCCACGCCCCCUGCGGCGUCGAGCUGGCCGCACGACCCCCUCGCCGCCCCCUCGCUUUCACUGUCCAGCGUGUCGUACGACCCGUCGCGCGGCGACUCCACCUCGGACGCGCUCGACGCGCUCGACGACCUCCUGGCGUCCGAGGCUGCUAUAAGGCAGUGCGCUGGCCCCGGCUCUGGCCCCGAGUUCUUGGACCCGUCGACGUUCAGCGUCGAGGAGUACUUUAACUAUUAG
Molecule: messenger RNA, 2145 nt
Organism: Epithele typhae
Lineage: Eukaryota; Fungi; Basidiomycota; Agaricomycetes; Polyporales; Epitheliaceae
Exons: 3
Coding region: 1-2145 (714 amino acids)
Source: RefSeq, a predicted model, not a curated record